AUGCAACGCUUUCGAUCCAACUCGUCAUCAUCGACGUUAGACAGCCCCCUCUCACCGACCUACCUCUCCCACAUCAGUCCUUCACAAUUCACCGCAACCAACACUAACAACGACAAAUUAAGCACAGCAAACGCCAACAUUGUGCCCAACAGCACGCGUCGAGGAGGCCCUAUCAAUAUCUCUGCGCCUUCACUAACCUCACCUCCUUCGAGUCUGCCUCGAUCAGCCUACGACCCUCCACCAACUCCAACUUCUCCACGGCUACCUCAGUCUCCCAUUAGCAGCGCAGCCGGCGCGAUGAAGAAACUCUUGCGGCGGCGACGUGACCACACCGGCGACGAGACUGGACUCGGCAUUGUCGGUGUUAGUAGCGGUGCUAAUAAUAGGAGCACGGGCUACGAAACUGCUAUUAGAUCGCCAGGUGGCCCAGGUUCGAUCCACUCGUUUGUGAUUGUUGGCGGUGAGGGCGCAGUGGCUGCAGGCACCACUAUUUACGAUCUCGAGCCGCCUUCACCCAUUUCCCCGUCAACAGUGUCGACAACACACAUGAUCUCACCCCCGUCAUCAUCUUCCGCUUCUACAUCCUAUUCAUCGACUACUCGCCCCUCCUCUGGCUCUAUGGGCCCCCUUGUCGGUACGACUGGAAUGAUUAGUCCCAGAAGUCCAACCUUUCCUCAGUCGAUGAUGACCCGUUUCUCCGCAGGGAGGGAUCAUCAGCAACAGCACAUGCACAUGCAGCAGCAACAACAGCAACAGUAUCAACAACAACAGCAGCAGGCACUCCCUGCAGCACAUGUAACACCUUCCCCCACUUCAACUUCACCUAUCUCCAUUCCUGUUCGAAGUCGGUCUCGUCAUCCCUCAAUCCCAAACGCCACCACCGCCACUGCUCCUGCUACUUCCCCUCUGGUGUCGGUCAUUAGUUCUCCUGGCCAGGUCCAGUCUUUGUCACUCUCCGCUGCGCACCUUCAUCGACGCCACGAUCGACGUUCCCUCUCGACCGACAACCUCUGGUCUGAUAAACAUCAACCGCCCUCCUCUAUUCAGACUACGGGGUCGAAUCCUUCUGCAGCAGCCAUUGCUCCUGACAUGCCAAUUCAAGUACCUUCUUCUGUCGAUCAACAGCAGCAACAACCAACUGUCUCAUCGAAAUCUUCAUCGCCCGUAUCGUCGGAUCAACAUGGUCAUAUCCAAGGAGAUGUCGAGUUUUUCAAAAAGUCUGUCGAGUUCUUGAGGGCCCACCAUAGCCGCCACAACACCGCUGACGACUGGGCCAACAGAAACAAGCGCAAACCUCAGGUGCCUGUGAGACGCCAGUCCGAGUCUUGUCUGUUGGACAGGAUUGUCGAUAACCAUAUCAACGACAGGGACAGCUCUUCCAACACCAACAACAGGAGGACGGCUAUCCUGUCAUCGUCUGCCCCUACCAAUGAGGAGGGUGAGGACAAUGAGGCGGAGGAACCUAGAGCGUUCGGGCCUGGCAGUUGCUGGAAGGAUCUUGACCCGACAUAUCCGAGUAUGAUGGACUUUAGCCAGCUUGUUGACGAUAGCAAUCGAUCGUUGCUCUCCUCUGUCGACAUCAUUCUCAUGCCGACCAUCUCGUCUCCCACCCGGUACUACGACUGUCCCCUAUCUCGAAAACUCGUGUGCACAUACCUGACCUCCAAGGGCCGCGAAUUUGACGAGAUGAUCGAGUUUGGAUUCCCCUUGACCUCCAUUGUCGAUGACAAUAAGACCUUGUCGCCUUCGUCUUCGAGGGAUUGUCGCUUCUUGACACUGAGAUUGACAUUGACACCAUGGCAUGCUCGCGCGGACGAAGCCAAGCUGUAUGGAUCGGAUGAUGCUGCCGUUGUUGCUGCUGCUGCUAUGCCGAUCAAAGAUAUGGUCAACAAGUUUUUGUCGAGGACUUCUGCCAAGCUGUCGUGCUCACCCCCGCGCAUUCUGUCGCUCCUGCCUGACCGCAAGCUGAGUCUCACUCCCGAUUCGUCCUUGGCCCAUCAACAGCAGAACUCAUCUUUGGACGGCGGUGCUGCUUCCCCUUCGUCAGCAACAUUUCCAUCCAUCUCUCAAACGCCUCGCAACUUCUUCGAUAUGUCAGCAGGCACAGCCACCACUACCUCGCAAUCUAGCUCUUCUCAGCUCCCACCCUCUGGUCCCAGAAGCGCCAAGAUCACCAACAGCGGCGCUGUUUCUCCUGCGGCUACAGGAGGUGCUCUCCCCCCUUAUCGAGACAAAGGCCUCUGCAUCAUGGGUCCUUCGAUCAUGUCCGCCCCGAUCCCACUCUCGCUUUCAACUGCUUCGCCAUCUCCAUUGUUGAGAACAGUCAACUCUGCCGACUAUCUGAGCAUUGAUCCUUCUUCUCCUGUGAUAAUGUCGUCCCCACCCUCGACACCAUCACCUACGACUGCCUACUCUUACCAAACGCAACACCCUUACAGCCAACAGCGCCUCUUACCUCCUCGCAAAGGUUCCUUGUCAGCCAUGUCCAGCUAUUACUCUCAGCAGCAGACACUUUAUUCGACUGGCUCUUUUGACGACUUGACUUCUCAGCUGUCACCUCCACCCGCUGUUCCUGCACGUCGCAAGGCUUCCUCCCCCGCCAUCUUCAACACCACCCCUACUGCGACAGCCGUUGGUGUCUAUCCUGGCAAUAACAACAACGACAGCAGCAGCAACAACAACAUCACUCAUAGCCCUCGUUACCAGCACCUCGCACCAACCCCUCCUCCCGAAAUGAUGAACCCCUCACCCCGAUCCAGAUCCACAACCCCCUUGGUCAACACCAUCAACAAUAACAACAGAUCCAACAAAUUCUCAACCUCGCCUCCCUCGCCUCAACCCAUGCCUGAUCUCACAGCUACUACAACCACAGCGACUCCAAUCCCAAUCCCAGGCGCCAGCAGCGGAUACCCUCACCACCGGCCCCCCAUCUACGGCACCAGCACACCAUCACCACCUGUAGUUAACACUGCCCCAUCAACCACUUGGUCAGAAACGGAUGUCUAUGGAGCACCUUCUGCCCGGAUCGCCCGUCCGCGCCGACAUGAUUCGCCUGAGCAGCUUCACUCUCACUCCCACUCCCACUCCCUUCAGCAGCAGCAACAGGCUAUGUCAUCUCCUCCAUCUUCAGCCUCAGAUGGUGCCACGGAUGCCUACCGAAUGUACAUUUCUCGGACGCAAUACGCUCCACCUGUCAAUAGCCAUUAA
Messenger RNA from Linnemannia hyalina, 3207 nucleotides. The record is from the annotation of a GenBank genome assembly. NCBI's taxonomy places the organism in Eukaryota, Fungi, Mortierellomycota, Mortierellomycetes, Mortierellales, Mortierellaceae.